CACGGCACGGCACACUCCAUCGUACGCGUAUCUAUACUAGCUUUCCACGACGCAGCUAUGGAGGUCGGAACGAACUUUGUCGCUAAACUCGAGCCGUUUCUCUUGAUGUCGAAGGCGGCAAAGGGCGCCGCUGCUGCCAAGUUGGUACAAGACGCCACCUCUGCACCCGGAGUCUUCGUCUUCGCGGAGUUGCUUGAGAUGCCAAAUGUCCAAGAGCUCGCGACGAGCGAACAGCAUUCACAGUACUUCUCAUUGCUGCAGCUCUUUGCAUACAAGACAUACCCGGACUACCUCCAACAUAGGGAUGCACUACCAGCUCUCAAUCAAGCUCAGGUCACGAAACUCAAGCACCUGACGUUGGCAUCUCUUGCGAUGCAGAGUCGGAUCCUUCCAUACUCGCAACUCCUAGAGGCACUGCAAAUGCCUACCAUCCGUGAACUAGAAGAUCUCAUCAUCGACGCGAUCUACCUUGAUGUCAUCCGCGGCAAGUUGGACCAAAAGGAGCACCAGUUUGAUGUUGAAUACACAAUGGGGCGAGACCUUGAGCCUGGUAAAAUCGAGACAUUACUGCACUCACUGCAGAAUUGGGCGUCAGCAACAUCUGCCGUACUUGCAGCAUUGGAUGAGCGGCUUGCUUCCAUCACCUCCGAGGCCGCACGAUCCAAGGCCAAGCAGGACGCCUAUGAUCAGCUCCAGCAAGCCAAUCUUAAGGAUGUCCUUGACAGACAAAAAGAACACAAGGCGGGAAUACGGGCCGCUAACUUCCCAGGCAAGACUGGUUUGACUGCGGCAGGCAUUGCCGAGAGAGAUCGGGAGUUGCGAGAGCGUGCGCAGCGGGAAAGAGAAAAGGCUGAACAAGAAGGAAAGGAGGAUGACAAGGACAGCAUGGACGUGGAUGAGCCCACAGAUAAUUCCACGGUCAGGAACCAGAAGCCACCAUCAGGGCAGGACUUCCGGCCACAGCGCAAACGAAACCGGCAGUGAAUGACCCCUCUGCACCCGCAUCUUGUAAUAUAGCCUCCUCCAUUGCGUCCCUAUCAUGGUCUGCAUUGUCCGCUUCCUACCCGGCUUGUUCAUCAUCGCUACAUCCUGUAUCACUUGCUCUUAACGGGCUGUACCAUCUAAAUGAACGCUUCUGAUUGCUCUUC
Messenger RNA from Postia placenta MAD-698-R-SB12, 1148 nucleotides. RefSeq lists its product as hypothetical. Gene Ontology annotation, cellular component: COP9 signalosome. The transcript has 6 exons. The record is from RefSeq and is a predicted model, not a curated record. The coding region runs from base 58 to 984 and encodes 308 amino acids. NCBI's taxonomy places the organism in Eukaryota, Fungi, Basidiomycota, Agaricomycetes, Polyporales, Adustoporiaceae.